This is a messenger RNA of Schistocerca serialis cubense, 477 nucleotides long. RefSeq names its product cyclin-dependent kinase inhibitor 1C-like. The record is from RefSeq and is a predicted model, not a curated record. Lineage: Eukaryota; Metazoa; Arthropoda; Insecta; Orthoptera; Acrididae. Bases 128 to 379 code for a protein of 83 amino acids. The transcript is spliced from 2 exons.
AGAGCAGGCGGUGGUGACGAAGCGGUACAAAGUUGAAGGCCUCAGCUGACAGACGCCGCUCGCUAUAAAAGACGUGUCGCCCCAGCUGCCGACAUCAGUCCAUUCCAGAGACGCACUCUUGGUAACCAUGAAGACCACUGUGUUCGUGCUGGCCGUGCUGGCGCUGCUGGGCUGCGCCCUGGCGGGCCCCAUGCCGUUCCCGCUGGCGCUCCCGGGCCCCGGGCCCGCCCCCGCCGCCGCCCCCGCGCCCGCCCCUGCUCCGGGUCCGGGUCCUGCCCCCGUGCCGCUGCCAGUCGCGCCGCGCCCCAGGGAGUCUCUCAGCCCCAGCGAGACGCUCUACUACGCCUACUACUACCCCUUCACCUACUACAUCGGCUGAUUCUCCACUGUGACUCCUCUGCUCACACCUACGGAUUGACUCGACGAAUGCCUGGCAUCUUGUAAAUUCUUCUCACAAUAAAUCUCUUCGUCUCUUUA